Molecule: messenger RNA, 1075 nt
Organism: Anopheles nili
Lineage: Eukaryota; Metazoa; Arthropoda; Insecta; Diptera; Culicidae
Product: protein C19orf12 homolog
Exons: 2
Coding region: 71-493 (140 amino acids)
Source: RefSeq, a predicted model, not a curated record
AAGCUUUUCAUCAAAGUAACAUUGAAGCCGUAUUGGGUUACAUGACAUACUUAUUAUCUGGAAAUCAAAUAUGCCUAUUAGGGCUCAAGAGUUAUUUGAGGCGGUCGCCAUUUUGACUGAUAAACAGUCGAUGCGCGUAACGCUGAAGGGCAGUUUAAAAGGAGCAGCUUUUGCAGGAACGACUACUUUUAUAGGAGGAAUAAUGGCAGGUUCUAUUGGGUUAUUGAUUGGAGGUGUUAUUGGCGGAAUUUUAAGUUACGCCUGGACAAAUGAUGAAUUAAAACCUGUAAGCCAAAUUAUUCUGCACGAUCUUACUAUAAUGGAACAGGAGCUGUUGAAAGAUCGCAUCAUCGCCGCAUUGACUGAAUUUCAAGCAACCGAUAUUAUAAUGAUUGUAAGUUUACUUAAUGGAAACAAUAUUGCACAAAAAGCAGUUUUAUCCUCAGUGGCUACUUUCGUGACUAAUCAACUUCACAUGAAAAUCAUAGAUUGAAACUGUUUUAUAUCCUGAAUAUUUCAUUGCUAUCAACCAUAAAGCAUGCAAAAUCGAAGACAACACUACUCAUAUGUACGUUUAAAAUAUAAUACUCAACAUAUAGACGCGAAAAUACUGUUAUGUUUGAGAUUUUUAAUUCAUGCCAGGCUCGUUAAGCAUACAUAAGGCACAUUCGGACAUCAGAAUAAAAUCAAUACUCAAGUUAUUUUAAAAAAAAUGUUCUGUUUUUACCAGUGUCCAACCGGCAAAAGGAUUUCUUCUCAUUCUCGCAAGCCUGCUAGUUUUCUUUUCCAAAAACUAUGCACCUAGUUAACCUUCGCCACCUUGCCUUAUUAGUCAUCGGUAUUUUGUUGCUUUUGUUUUGUUACUUAGUAAUUCGAUGCCAACUUCUGACAUGAAACGUACACUGCGUUUGAAAUAUUAAAAAAUAUGAAAAUCAAAAGUUGUUCGCGAAACGUUUCGAACUCAUCUCUACUGUCUACCGUUAGCAGAAAAAGACCGAAGAUUGGUUUAGCGAAGGCAAAAAAAAUGUGUAAAUGUUAUGAAGUAAAUAAAAAUGCAUUUUAUUGUCCUGUUGCC